UGGCUCUUAGCAGAGUCUUCAGAGUACUCGGGAAGGACAGCGUGGAGAGGGUGCAGAUUCGUCCGAUGUCUGUCUCUUAGUCCGCCUUUUCGGUCAAUUUUAAAUGUCGGGCAUGCUCUAACACAGUGGACUGACUGGGACUACUACUGACUUUUCUGUCGACUUGUAGGUUUUCAGGGGGGGGAAACUUAUCGUGGAUCGUUUACAGCCAGGGCGACAUGAGCGCAGGAAAACUUCUGAGUCUCAGGAUGGAUGUACCUGUCAUCAUUUUGCUCAUCCACCUGACCCAUACUGAGAUUAGAGCGCUGCUGACCAGCAGGCCGGAAGUGUCCUCCACAUGUCCCCUCGGCCAGUUCCCCUGUGGGAACAUAAGUGAGUGUCUCCCACAGGCUUUGCAGUGUAACGGACACAAGGACUGUCCCAAUGGAGCUGACGAGCGGCGCUGUGGGGACAACAUCGGAUGGGCGGACUUAUUUGGUCAAACACUACAAGAUGCCAAUCAUGUGGACCAGUACUUCCUGAAUGAGUGUUUCUUGCAGGAGUAUCCAGAGAGUUGUGACUGCAUACAGACGGAUGUGGAGUGUGUGGAGGUCAACUUGCAGGAUGUUCCUCUACUCUCUCCUAAUGUUACCUUUCUGUCACUGAGGAGCAACAAGAUCCGAGUGUUGUCCGAUUUAGUUUUCUCAAAAUACUCUUUUCUAGAGAGACUAUUUCUGCAAAACAACAGCCUCCAGUUCAUAUCCAAACGUGCUUUCAGCGGCCUGCACAGUUUAAAGAGGUUGUUUCUAAGUGAGAAUUUGAUAUCCUCCCUUAGUCCUGGUGUGUUCGGGGAUCUCCAUCAGUUAAAAUGGCUGAUGUUGGAUCAUAACCCACUAAGCAGCUUGUCCAAGGACACUUUCAUCGGGCUCCAGUCUCUCAUAUACCUAUCCAUGGUGGGCACCUCGCUGCAGCAGCUUCCACACCCGAGCUUCUGUCAACACAUGCCUGCCUUGGACUGGCUGGAUCUUGAGGGAAACCAGAUUCAAACUCUCAACUACUCAAUCUUGAAGACCUGCAGCAAGCUUGAAGUUCUAUUGCUGAUGGACAACAAGAUCAGAAGAGUUCCCGAAAACACCUUCCAGUCUCUGUGGAAACUAGCUGAACUGAAUCUGUCCAGCAACAGGAUCAGGGAGUUGCCAAAAAACACCUUUAAGAGCCUCUCCAAGUCCCUUCUUAAACUAAAUAUCUCCCACAAUCCCCUCCUCCGCAUUCACCCCAGCCACUUCCACCACCUGAUACAUCUUCAGUCUCUGGCGCUGGAGGGGAUAGAGAUCCCAGACAUUCAGACUAAGAUAUUUCUGCCUAUGAAUAACCUCUCCCACAUCUACUUUAAGAAGUUCCAGUACUGCUCCUAUGCACCCCAUGUCAGGUCCUGUAAGCCCAACACAGAUGGCAUCUCUUCCUUUGAGGACCUGCUGGCUAACGUAGUGCUGCGGGUGUGUGUCUGGGUCAUGGCCUUCAUUACUUGCUUCGGUAACCUCUUUGUUAUCGGCAUGAGGUCACUGAUACGAGCAGAGAACAACCUGCACGCUGCCUGCAUCAAAGUCCUCUGCUGUGCAGACUGCCUCAUGGGUGUGUACCUGUUUUUCGUUGGAGUGUUUGAUGUGAAAUUCCGCGGGCAGUACAAUCGUAACGCCCUGCUCUGGAUGGAGAGCGUAGAGUGCCGGACUAUUGGAUUCCUGGCCAUGCUUUCCUCAGAGGUAUCUGUUCUCCUCCUGACCUACCUGACUCUGGAAAAGUUUCUAGUUAUUGUCUUCCCCUUCAGCAAUCUGCGCCCAGGCAAACUUCAAACUGUGGUGGCCCUGGCCUCUAUCUGGGUACUGGGGUUCAUUAUUGCUGCUGUGCCCCUAAUGAAUGAGGAUGUGUUUGGAAACUACUACGGACGUAAUGGGGUCUGCUUUCCCCUGCACUCUGACAGGCAAGAAAAACCUACAGCCAAAGGAUAUUCAACAGGGAUUUUUCUGGGUCUAAACCUGAUGGCGUUCCUGGUGAUCGCCUUCUCCUACUCCAGCAUGUUCUACUCCAUCUAUAAAACCGGCAUCAAUGCCACAGACUUGAGGAGCAGGCUGCACAGAGACGUGGCUGUGGCCAACAGAUUCUUCUUCAUAGUGUUCUCUGAUGCCCUCUGCUGGAUUCCCAUAUUUUUGGUGAAAGUCCUCUCACUAUUGGAGGUGGAAAUACCUGGCACCAUCUCCAGCUGGGUAGUCAUCUUCAUCCUUCCCAUCAACAGCGCCUUGAACCCCAUCCUGUACACCUUGACCACCAGCUUCUUCAGAGAGCAGGUGGAAGUCUUACUCUGUCGUUGGCAAAGAAGACAUAUAUUGAAAAAAGACCGCAAAAGUCUCACCUCCUCUACGAUCUUCAUGGACACGUCACGGCCUCCUUGCUACCAGCCACCAGCCUACGUCCAGUCACUAACCGGCGCAGAUCCCCGCUACGCCUAAGGGAGGCAGGAACUUUCCUUGCACUUAGUAAACUACUCGCCUGUUGCUGGUUAUAUCUUGAGGCUCCCACAUGACAGUAGCACUGUUUUAAUGAGACUGGCUUUCCAGUGGAACAAUAUUAACGAUCACUAAGCUGUCUCGCCAGGCUCUAAGGGGCUCCACAUUCUAAAAAUGACAACAAUUAGAUGCUUUGGAAAUGAGGAGCCAGGGAUUAUACCAGCAACCUUACAAUUAAACGAUGACCCCCUGUACCACUUCAGCUACAGUUGCCCCGAUACUUGUCUGCUUAUGUGGCUGUACAGUAAAGUGAAGAUAAGAAUAACGAUGGAUGAAAGGAUAAAUACCAGCAUGUACUGUACAUCUCACUGCCACCCAGAGGACGAUCAGAGUGGACUUCAAAUGUCUUAAAAUCAAGCAAGAAAAGUGCCUAUCAUACUUGUAGGAUACAUAAUGUCCCACAUACAUUUAGUGACCCCUUUAGUCAAGUUAUGGAUAUGGAUGUAUAGCAGGAGAGAGAGCUGGGAGACAAGCAGCCAAAUAUAUCUUCUAUCUCACAGGCACUUUUCUCUGGAGUGACACAGGUGAAACAGGUUCAAGGAUAAAUGCUUAUAAUGCUGAGAUUAUACAAAUGAAACUGCAAAUCAGCAUUUAUUUGUUGUAAUGUCAUCAAAAGCUAAUCCAUGUUUGAAAUUCAAUUGCCAAAAUACCAUUGAAAUGCAGAGUCCAUUUUACAUGCAAUUGUUAUAUCUUCUAUGAAAAUUUUAAUUAAAAUGAAUAACUAAAAGGUAAUUAUGCUAUCCAAAUAAUCCACGACAUUUAUUAUAAUCUCUGCUUCCUCCCUCUGUAUUUCUGCUCUCCAUGUUUGCUUUUGUUGUCUUCUUUUCUCUUUCUGGUAAUUUCUCUUGCUCCGUCAGUUGUUGAGUUUACUGGCCUGAUUAGCUUUCCUGAAUUAUAUUUUGCUCUGUAAUACUACUUUUCUAGAGCCGCCUCUACACAGAAAUGUAGAAACUGAAAAAGGAAGGAGUGCAUUUGCAUGUAGCAGGGUUGAUGUGUGAUCAUGUGAAACUGUUAUAUAAAUGCCACAAAUUACAUUUAAUUUAUGAAACAAAUCUGAAAAUGAAAUGUUCAAUACCCCAUUAAAUGAUAAUGUUUGACACUUGAAAUUUGUUAAGCUUUGUAGUGAAGGAGAUGAGAAUAUUAUUACAUGGUUAACAUAAAAAUGUGCUUUUGAAUUAUGUCAAAAGGUAAAAAUGUAAUUGUCUGUGAAUUUUAUUGAAUUAUGGUAGGUUAGGAUUAUAAUAAAUGUACAAGGCACUUAAAAUAUGAGAGAAACCAGUCAAUGGGAGAAAACCAAAACAUGAGAAAGAGACUAAACCAUCAGUUAUGUGUAUCAGUAGCAGCUAUCUUCCUGUUCCCCACUGACUGUAAACUGAUGUUCAUUUCUGCCAUAUUUUGUAAUGUUAUUCUGAUGUAAUGGGUGUAAUCUUAAUAUUUCAUUACUUGUUUAUUACGUGCCAUUUUGUAAACUCCAUCUGCAUGUGCAGUAUGUGCUCUGACUAUUUAUGAACCUGAACCAAUAUGCUGUAGCAUAUUAAUACCAUAAAAUCAUACUUUUAUUGUACAGACCUCCUGAUUGCGUGACUGACCGGGACUGGAUAAAAAUAUUUGGUUAAAGCAUGCAACGUAUACCUUUAAAUCACUAAUGAAGAAAUGUCUAAUUCUGAUUUGUUGUCAUUGCUUCUAUUAAUACUUUUGUAUAGUGAUAUAUAAUGUGCCUUUGUUUUUGCUGCUUUUAAACAGUUGCUUUGAUUCAAUGACAAUCAAAAACCAGAUAAUAGUGAAAGAGCAACAAACGAGGAAAGUUAUACAUUUGUACUGAUUUAUAAUGGACUAUCAUUUCCUAUUAUGCUGUGCAAGUGUGCAUAUGUUUGUUUUUGUUGUAUAAUAUUUGGUACAGGAGACUUGUUUUCUCAGUGUAUGUUCUGUAUAUCAUUGUGUUUGUUGGUGUCAGGUUAGUGAUUUGUCUUUAUUGGUUUCCACAAAGAGAUCUGACUGAAAUAAUAAUAAAAACAAGAACAAACCUGAAGUACAUUUAAACAUGUUGCUCUUUUGU
Perca flavescens (yellow perch) is the source of this 4596-nucleotide messenger RNA. RefSeq names its product relaxin family peptide receptor 2a (gene rxfp2a). Gene Ontology annotation, biological process: activation of adenylate cyclase activity; adenylate cyclase-activating G protein-coupled receptor signaling pathway; hormone-mediated signaling pathway. The record is from RefSeq and is a predicted model, not a curated record. The transcript is spliced from 20 exons. Gene Ontology annotation, molecular function: protein binding; G protein-coupled peptide receptor activity. Gene Ontology annotation, cellular component: plasma membrane. NCBI's taxonomy places the organism in Eukaryota, Metazoa, Chordata, Actinopteri, Perciformes, Percidae. Bases 219 to 2483 code for a protein of 754 amino acids.